Cuscuta campestris is the source of this 2287-nucleotide messenger RNA. Lineage: Eukaryota; Viridiplantae; Streptophyta; Magnoliopsida; Solanales; Convolvulaceae. The record is from the annotation of a GenBank genome assembly.
AUAGCAAACACAAUGGCGGGACCCACACACGUGAAAUGCUUGUAUUGUUUUGCUGGCAAAUCCCCUCUCUCUCUCUCUUCCAUCCAUUUAUCUGCUCCUCCCAUUGCACUCUCUCUUCCGCGUUUUCUCCAGCUUCCACACUCUUCUUUCAAUUCUCUCCUCUCUUUCUUCCUCAAUUGCAUUUCCUCUUUUUAGGGUUUAUCCCCACUGUACAUAGAUCUCGAGUGUGUCGGCUGCCCGCAAAUCAUGUAAGCUAGAAAGCUGUGAUGGAUUGAGGUCGAUUCCCAGAUGGUUAUUGCGGACUGGUACGAUCCAAUGGCGAGAAGAACUCCGAAGAAGGUCUGGCUUUGCUCUCAAAUGUCGGUGGGAUUACUCGUGGGUGGAAAUCACACCUCCUCCAGGUUUUGCACCCGCUAAACCCUCCUUCUCCUCCCCGUUUGGCUUCAAUUCCCCUAAUUUUUCAUCGAAUCUGAGUUUCUACUCGAGAAUUCUGCUUUGGAACGAGCUCUCUCUUUCUAGAUCUGGUAAAAAACAGAGGUUUUAGGAAUCAAUUAAGGAGAUUUGGGAUUGAGUUUUGAUAGAGAUGGAUUUGAAGGCCUUGAAGUGGCAAGUUCUUCGCGGUUCGCUGAUGAGGCGUUUGCUUCUCAAAAUGUUGAUGUUUGGGGCUGGAGUCGUAAUCGUAUCGCUCGCUCAAUUGGGGCAUGAUGUCCAGUUCUCGGAUCCGUGGAUGCCGAGCAUUGAUAAUGGAUGUGGUUUGAAUUUCAGCUUGAGCCGUAGUUUCUUCAAGCUCGCAUAUGCAUUUGGGGUGGUUUCGAUUCCUUGCAGAGAGAAUCGGGCUUUAGCGAAGAACGUGUUCGAGGAGUUGAUGGUGACCAGCUUCUUGGACUCUGAUGUGAAGUCACUCUGUGUUGGAGAGGGUGCUGAUGAAGCCGUGUUGGCCUUGAGAGAGUUGGGAUUCUCUGAUGUUUCGGCUGUUAACCGCCACCCGUUCUUCUCCCUCGCGAAGAGGAGGUUCGUGUACGAGCUCGAUUACGACGACGGGGCUUUCGACUUUGUGUUUUCCGGAGAUCUCGGCAGGGUGUCAGUCCCCGCCCUCCUCGUGCUCGAGAUCGAGCGGGUCCUACGCCCUGGCGGCUCUGGCGCCGUGCUUCUCGGCACCCAUGGGUUUUACUCGGGAAACCUAGUCACGCACGCCACGCCGGUCUCUUCGUUUUUGAAGAGCUCCGACGUGGCGCACGUGGGUUCUGUGGGCCCCUUCACCCUCGUCCUCUUCAAGAAGAGGUUCGAAGAAAGCGACGCGAUGCCGCUCUUUGAGCGGUUCAAGCUACCCGAUCAUUGCCCGUCGGUUGCAAACAACAAACCCCUGAUCCCAUUCCUCGAGCCCCUCGUCAACGACGAGACAAACAUUUCUUAUUUGCCCCGCUACAUGAACGUCUCCUCAAGGAACAAGCUCGUUUAUAUAAACGUGGGAGCGGGAGAGCUUGUGGACAUGACCAUUACGACAAUGUUGAAUUCGAGCUAUCAUUUUCCCCGCCAAGCGCUAGACGCUUAUGUCAUCGAUCACAACGCGUACGCCCUCUCGUUGUACGUGAAGACUCCGGGGAUCACGUUCGUCUACCACCCGGGACUCGCGGGGGAGGAGGAGAUGGAGCAAGACAUCAACUACACCGACGAGGAUCUCGAGGAGGAGGAGGACGAGUUCGAUUUCAUCCGUUGGUUCAAUGAGACGGUGAGUGGGGAAGAAGAGCCGCCGUUCGUGGUGCUCAUGAUGAACGCUCGCCCGGUGGAGUUGCAGAUUCUUGACGAGCUGUUCAGGACCGGUCUGAUAUGCCACGUGGACGAGCUCUUCCUUCGCUGCUCGGACACCACGGUGUGGAAGCCGGCACGGUGUGGGGAUUGCGUGAGCCUCUUGAAAAGCCUUAGAAACAGUGGCGUCUUUGCUCACUGGUUUUGAGGCCUUGUUAUCAUCUUGUUUUUAACUGUACUGUGUUUUUGUUACAUCUGUUUCUGUUUGAGUGUCUGUUUGGGAGAAUAAAUGCAAGGGUGAAAGCGGUAGAUCCUAUAUGUGAUUUAUACCACUCUUAGCUUGUGGAGUCAAUUGUGUGCUAUGUUUUUUCUUGGGUGAUUGUUUGUUGCCAAACAGCCCCUUAAUAUUAUUCCCCUUAAUAUUAUUCCUAUCUUAUGUAUCAAUGUUAUGCUUUUUUGGUACCUUUUUUUAAUUUUUUUUUGUUUCACGCCAGAACACAAAUAUUUUCAUUGAUCUAUAGAAUACAUCUUUAUGCUUCCU